Molecule: messenger RNA, 288 nt
Organism: Pocillopora meandrina
Lineage: Eukaryota; Metazoa; Cnidaria; Anthozoa; Scleractinia; Pocilloporidae
Source: the annotation of a GenBank genome assembly
AUGGCUUUCAAAAACGUCCGAAAUCUGCUUCUAAUUAAUCACAACGAUGGCUUUUUCGAUGAUGAUGAAUUUGUUCUGUACGACCUCUAUGCAUCGAAAAACCUCGACUUUCCGUACGAUUCGUACGCACAUUUUGACCUGAAAGAGCUUGAUGAGUCUUAGAGUUUCGCAGAGUUUCGUUUUGGAAAACUAGAUAUUCGAAUUCUGAAGGAAGUUUUGCAAAUCCCAAACACGAUAACCUGCAGUCAGCGCUCUGUUUGUGAUGAAAAGGUCUUUGCAUGCUGCUAA